UCUUCUUUUUUUUUUUAAAAAAAAUCUUUUUCAAAAUUAUUUUUUUUUUCUUUUUACCCUCCUGGUGGAAGAAGGGAGGCUUUCCUACUUUAACAGACACUCUGGAGAAAAGUGUCAAAAGCUGGUGCAAAAUCCUCUAAGUUCAAGAAGACAUUGGAAGUCCAAGUGGCAAAGCAGUUUGGAGAAGUGAGGCAAAAAAGAUUUUUUUCUUCUUCCCUCUAAUCUUGUUUUUUUUGUUUUUGCUUUUUUAACUGAGGGAAUUUCAUCUAGUGAACGGCAACAAAAGAGUUCUUUUUUUUUUCUUCAUAACUUAAAUUCGAAAAAAAGAGUUUUUUUUUUUUUUAAAGAAGAUCAAAAUAAAGAAAACGAAGAGGAAAAGGAGGCAAGAAAGCAAGGAAAAAAAGACAAACAGAGGAGGAAGAGGAAGACGAGCAACGGUUGUGUCCCAGUCACCCCCUCUCCCAUCCCCCCCCCAACCCAGUGCAGCUCUCCGGGCGAUGCCAGUGUAAAUGCCAGGGCAAUGUCCCGCCGCAAGCAGGGAAACCCGCAGCACUUGUCACAAAGGGAGAUUAUCACACAGGCCGACCAUGUGGAAGCGGCGAUUGUCGACGAGGAUGAAAGCCUUGAAAUAGCGGAGCCGGGAGGCAUUAGCCUCUCUCCAGGUGGGACCGAUCCCGACUUGUUAACCUGUGGACAGUGUCAGAUGAACUUCCCCUUGGGAGACAUCUUGAUUUUUAUAGAGCACAAGAAGAAGCAGUGCAGCGGCACGCUAGGCUCCUGCUAUGAAAAGAGCCUGGAUAAAAGCAGUCCUCCCCCUUCAUCACGCUCCGAGCUCAGGAAAGUGUCAGAGCCAGUGGAAAUCGGGAUCCAAGUCACACCUGAUGAAGAUGAUCGCCUUCUCACGCCUACAAAAGGAAUUUGCCCCAAGCAGGAGAAUAUUGCAGGGCCGUCCAGGCCUGCAAAGCUGCCGGCGGCUCCCAUAGCUGCCUCCUCCCACCCUCACACAUCAGUGAUUACGCCACCUCUCCGCGCUCUGGCCUCUCUCCCGCCCUGCCUUAGCCUGCCCUGCUGUGGUGCACAUACAGUCUCAGUUGGCGGGCCUCAGACUGAGAGUCAGACUGAGACUUCAGGCCCAUUUGGAUGUCAUUGUCAGUUGUCAGGUAAAGAUGAGCCUUCAAGCUAUAUUUGCACAACAUGCAAGCAGCCUUUUAAUAGCGCUUGGUUCCUGCUCCAGCAUGCCCAGAAUACCCAUGGAUUCCGCAUCUACCUGGAAACCAGUCCGUCCAACAGUUCCCUUACUCCUCGCAUCACCAUCCCUCCUCCUCUGGGACCGGAGGCUGUUGCACAGUCCCCGCUGAUGAAUUUCCUGGGAGAUAACAACCCCUUCAGUCUCCUGCGGAUGACGGGCCCCAUCCUGCGUGAUCAUCCCGGCUUCGGUGAGGGUAGGAUCCCCAACACCCCUCCACUCUUCAGCCCUCCGCCUCGUCAUCACCUGGACCCGCACCGCCUUAGUGCCGAAGAAAUGGGGUUAGUCGCCCAACACCCCAGUGCCUUUGACAGAGUUAUGCGUUUGAACCCCAUGGCAAUUGAAUCGCCCGCGAUGGAUUUCUCCCGGAGGCUCCGAGAACUGGCGGGGAAUAACUCCACCCCUCCCCCAGUCUCACCCAAUCGCAGCAACCCUAUGCAUCGCUUACUGAACCCCUUCCAGCCGAGUCCCAAGUCACCUUUUUUAAGCACCCCACCACUGCCCCCCAUGCCUCCCAGCAGCACGACCCCUCCCCAACCUCAGGCGAAGAGCAAAUCCUGUGAAUUCUGUGGGAAAACAUUCAAGUUCCAGAGCAAUCUCAUAGUGCAUCGGCGAAGUCACACCGGCGAGAAGCCCUACAAGUGUCAGCUCUGCGACCACGCCUGCUCCCAAGCCAGCAAGCUCAAGCGUCAUAUGAAAACCCACAUGCAUAAAGCGGGCUCCAUGACGGGCCGGUCGGACGACGGGCUGUCCGCUACCAGCUCCCCUGAGCCGGGCACGAGCGAGCUGACGGGGGAAGGCCUGAAACCUGGGGAGACGGACUUCAGGAACGAGAGCGACCCCUCCCUGGGCCAUGACAACGAAGAGGAGGAGGAGGAGGAGGAGGAAGAGGAGGAGCUGGAGAACGAGAGCAGGCCCGAGUCGAGCUUCAGCAUGGACUCGGAGUUGAGCCGGAACCGAGAGAACGGGUCCAAGUCGCUCCCUGAUGAGAAGUCCCUGGUCCUGGGGAAAGUGAUUGAGAACGUGAGCCUGGGUGCCAUCCAGCAGUACAACGACAUGCUCGCUGAGAAGCAGAAGAGGAGCAGCUUCAUGAAAAGGUCCGCAGACCAGCGUGACCUCUGCCCCCGAGACUUGUGCCAGCGGGAUCCGGGCGACGAAGACUCCGUGGUGGGUGAGCUGGAGCGUCCGGAGGAAGGGGCCGUCAACGGGAGAAACUUCGGGCCUAGCGAGCCCUUCCCGGGACUCUUUCCCCGCAAGCCCACGCCCAUCACGAGCCCCAGCCUGAACAAUUCGUCCAAGAGGAUAAAGAUAGAAAAGGAUCUGGACUUGCCACCAGCAACGAUCAUCCCUUCCGAGAACGUCUACUCCCAGUGGCUGGUCGGGUACGCGGCCUCUCGGCACUUCAUGAAGGAUCCGUUCCUCGGGUUCACGGACUCCCGACAGUCCCCGUUCGCCACCUCUUCCGAGCAUUCUUCGGAGAACGGCAGCCUGCGUUUCUCCACCCCGCCGGGCGACAUGCUAGACGGGGGCCUCUCAGGGCGCAGCGGGACCGCCAGCGGGGGCAGCACCCCCCACAUCGGCGGGCCCGGCCCCGGCCGACCCAGCUCCAAGGAAGGGCGGAGGAGCGACACGUGCGAGUACUGUGGCAAGGUCUUCAAGAACUGCAGCAACCUCACCGUGCACCGUCGCAGCCAUACCGGCGAACGGCCUUAUAAAUGUGAGCUCUGCAAUUAUGCCUGCGCUCAGAGCAGUAAGCUCACCCGCCACAUGAAAACGCACGGCCAGAUAGGGAAGGAGGUGUACCGCUGUGACAUCUGCCAGAUGCCAUUCAGCGUAUACAGCACGCUGGAGAAACAUAUGAAAAAGUGGCACGGAGAACACUUGCUGACAAACGAUGUCAAAAUCGAGCAGGCGGAAAGAAGCUAAGCUCUUCUCUGCCCCCCUCCAGUCCCCGUCCCCCUACCCCUCCCACCCCCCGACUUAUCCUCCGCUUCCCACAUUCCCCUUUUUCCCCUUCCCUUUCCACCCUCCUUCCCCCCGCCCCCACCGUAACUGGGUUAAAUCAGGGGUCUAGGUAACAUUUAAUUUGUACAGUUUAACUAUUGCCAACUGAGAAAAAGCUGACCUAACUUGCCUCCGAAAACAUAACUUAGCAUACCUAUGGUAGGUGCCAGAGUUUGGCCCUUGAAUCUAACCUGUGUCUACAAAGUUCUAUAAAACCUGAGGGUUGAUUAAGGCAGUAAAAAUAAAAAUGUGGAGCCUUUUAACUGUGCAAUAAUUUCUGUAUUUAUUGGGUUUUUGUAAUUUUUUUUGGCAUGUGCAGGUACUUCUUUUUUCUUCUUCUUCUUCUCCUUCUUUCCGUUUAAAUUUCUUUGAAAAUUUUGUUGGGUAUCCCUUAUUACUUUUACCCAGAAGUAGCCUGAGAUUACUUGCAUUGUAAGGGAGAAGCAUAUCUUUUAAAUUAUGAUUUUGGGGCCGCUGCUUUUUUUGGAAAUUUAAGCUAGCAUGUGUAAUUUCUUGUGAAGAAGCCAACACUUAAGUAACUUUUAAAGUUGUUGUUUUUUUAAAAAAAACUGAAAGAAAAGAAAUGUGAAGAUUAGAAAAAAUGUUCAGCGGAUUACAAUCUUUAAAAUUGUAGCACUUUCUUUCGGAAUUUGGAUCUGAUAUGUAGCACUGAUGAUGUCAUUAAUGACAGAGGCCUUUUCUGUGUAGAUUUCAAAAGGAUAGUGAUGCGACCGAAAAGACAGACAACAAAUCCCUAAGCCCCAUAAACAGCCCAGCGGGAGAAGCAGGUUUAUUUGAAGGCAGCUAUGUGAAAUGGCCAAUUGUCAUCUUGGAUUGUGCUUUGUGGGCGGAUAUUGUAGUGUUGUAUGAUUGUUGGUCUGUCCUGAGAUGCCGCCAUUUUGUCACUUGCUUUGAAUUCCCCACUUGAGGUAGGAAACCAUCCUAGGUAUGAUGAAAGUACUUUUGAUAGAUCGUAGUAUCCUCCCUACAAAACGAAGGAAAUGACAUGCUUUCAGUCUGCUAGUUUAGAGCAUUCAGCUCCCUAAGUCAUUGGAGUUAGUUAGAUACAUCUUCAAGGACUCAGUUGAAGCUUCUCAGUCUGACAGAGUAGUGUGUUUGAUGUUCUCUUGGUAGAAGGAAGAAAUUAGUGUUAUCUCAUAUAAGGCACGUCGAUGUGACUGGAAGAAGAAAGUCAAAUAAUUCUGGGAAUUUCACCUCGAUAGUAGAUGAAAAGUUAGGGUUAAAUGCACCCAGCUCUACUUUCCUAUUUUUUUCCCAUCCCAUUAGGACGAAUGGAAACAGACAGCGGACAAUUAAGGUUAGACAUUUGAAUUAUGUUGACCCGCACUUUAAAACUUUUGUUUGCAUUUAAAUAAAUGGCUUCUGAACAAGAAAUUGCAGCAUAUUCUUCUACUUGGCCCAGCGGUGGGUUAAACUGUAAGGUAACAGCUGAGAUUAAGUGUCAGUGUUGCUAAGCAUGGCAUUCACAAUACUGGCACUAUAAAUGAAAAAAAUUAAACAAAUAAUAAUUUAUUGGACAGUUUUUCUACUGCCAUUCAAUUUGAUGUGAGUGCCUUGAAAACGGAUCUUCCUAUUUGAGUCUCUUGAGACAAAUGCAAAACAUUUUUGUGAAAUGAAAAGACUUUUAAAAAAAAGUGAAACAAGAAAAGUACAUUCUUUAGAAACAAAAAAAAAGCCACAUUUACUUUCAAAAAAAAAAUCCUGGUUGAAGAUAGAGGACGUGAAAAUGCCAUUUGGCCCAAUCAAAAGAAGAUGUAUACCCAGCACAACUUCGGACACCUGCGAGCUGAGCUCUACUCAGUCCCUUUUGUUUCAGGACAACGCUGCUUAGAGAAUGGAAUGGAGAUGAUUUACUGCUGAAUUAAAACUCAAAUGACACAAGUUACAAGUUGUUAUCGUUGAAUGAAAAAAAAACAAACAAUUCAGGAACAAUGGCUAAUUUUUUUUAAAAGUUAAAUUUAGUGCACUCUGUCUUAAAAUACGUUUACAGUAUUGAAUACAUACAAGGGUAAAAAAAAAUUGUGUGUAUGUGUGUUUGAGCGAUCAUUUUUUUUUCAAAGUUUGCUUAAUAGGUUAUAAAAAAAAAUGCCAGAAUGGCCAUGUGUAUAUUGUUUUCUUUUGGUGACGGGGUUUUAGUAUAUAUUAUAUAUAUUAAAAUUUCUUGAUUACUGUAAAAGUGGACCAGUAUUUGUAAUAAUGGGGAAUGCCUGGGCAUUUUACAAAACCAGAAAAAAAAAAAAAAACCUUUUCCUUUCCUUGAAAAUGUUGCAGUAAAAUUUAAAUGGUGGGUCUAUAAAUUUGUUCUUGUCACUGUAACUGUAAAGUCUGAGUUUUAGUAAAUUUUUUUCUGCCUUGGGUGUUGAAUUUUUAUUUCAAAAAAUGUAUAGAAACUUGUAUUUGGGGGUUAAAAGGGGAUUGCUACACCAUGUAGAAAAAGUAUGUAGAAAAAAGUGCUUAAUAUUGUUAUUGCUUUGCAGAAAAGAAAAAAAAAUCACAUUUCUGACCUGUACUUAUUUUUCUCUUUUUUCCCACCCCUCUGGAAUGGAUAUUGAUAUUGGUUGGUUCAUAUGAUGUAGGCACUUGCUGUAUUUUUACUGGAGCUUGUAAUUUUUUAUCUGUACGCUUGUCCUUUUAAAGGGAUUUAAUGUACUUUUUUGUUAGUGAAUUUGGAAAUAAAAAACAAAAACGAACAGGCUGCCAUAAUAUAUUUUUUUAAUUUGGCAGGAUAAAAUAUUGCAAAAAAAAAUUUGUAUGUUAAGUCCUAUUGUACAGGAGAAAGGGUUGUUUGACGACCUUUGAGUAAAAGAAACAAAACGAAGUAAUUAAACGCUUUGGUUCACAAAUCAUUUUAGUUGUAUAUAUUUUUGUCCGAAUUGGCCUACAAAAAGUACUGUUCCCGCAGGGCUCUAAGAACUCAUCCAUAGCCUGGACCUUGCAUCAAGGGUAAGCCAGGUAUGGCCACAUCAGACUGGUUGGUAAUUCCUUAUUCCUGUUCAGUGCAAAUCAGUUUACAUAAAGAAAUCGGAGUCACAUUCCAUGAAAUACCCUUUCUAGAUGAGACGGUGUCCCUGCAAAUUGUAUGAGUUGAGAGAGCAUCUCAUUUUUCUGCUGCCUCUGCCACCACCACCACCACCGCCACCACCACCUCUCCUGCCCUCAAAAAACAGACGACAUGUACUCUUUCAAAGAGAGCUGUUGCAUCCGCUUGACACAGGUAAAGGGAUCCGCUAAAUGAGAGUAAUUGUAAUUGAGUUUUCAAAUCAAAGUGAUCUGGGCACAGCCCUCCCUCCGUAUCAGAACAGGACCUAUUUCAGUGGACAGGUCUUGCCAGCCCGUUGAUUAUCUGCUUUGCUGCUGUUCACUCCUAAUUGUAUAUUCCAUACAUUUCUGAAUGUUCAAGGGACUGGGAUGAAAGUCUCUAUUAAUAGCGCUCCCUCUCUCUUUGUCUCCUCCUCUCCCUCUGUGUUUACCACCCUCUUCCUGUCUCUCUCCCCCCUCUUUCUCUUCUCCCGUGUUUUGGUAAAGCUGAAAAGCCUGAAUGGAGAGAAGUAAAGAGGUUUUAUAUGUAUAUAUAUGUGUGUGUAUAUAUAUAUAUAUAUAUAUAUGUGUAUAUAUAAAUAUAUAUAUUCACACAUAUACCUAUAUAUAUAUGUGUAAAGGGAGACUACUUUCUAAAAAUGCCAGUUUCUGGAAACCAUUAUUUCACACAAAGAAAGCAACUCCUAUUAACCUUAUCAGUAAUAACCCCGCCCCCUCCCCCCAUAAAGAUACUCCUGUUUUGGGGUGCAUAUCUUUCAGCAUGCUCCUUCCCAAUGGCACUUGCUUUUACUGUUCAAAAGCAUAGGUCAUCUGUAGAUCUCCUAGUGCUUUAUCACCUUAAAACAAAGUUUAGCAUUUCAUUUUUUUUGUGUACUAUAAGGUUCCUCGGGGAGCUCUGCUUACCUGUUGUUUUUCUGAAAGUAAGGGCAGUUCACACCAGCAAUUGUUGUAUAAUGGCAUAAAUUCACCCACCAAAAAGUCAACAGAAAACCAUCCAAAGGAACAAGGGUUGUGCUUGUUUGGGCUAUGGUGAAAAGUGAAUUCCAGUGGUUCCACUGGGAGAAAGUAGGCUCUGAGCACAAUACAACCCAAUAGGCCAACAGUUAAGUACUCUCACUGCCCUAGCUCUGAAGAUAUGCUAAGUUUCAAGAGUUACAGUUGCAAUGAAAACUUUCCAAAGUUGGAAUUUCCCACUUCUUUAUGGGGAGAGGAGACUAAAUUAAUAGAAGCAAAAGGUAACACAAAGCAACAAACACAAAAAUAACAUUUCAUCCCAGUCCUGAGUUUAAGACAGUCCAAGGUUUUGUUUAUCACAGGCAAACUCAUUUUUAUGGUGCUCUUUGUAUUUUAGAACUGCAAAGCAAAGUAACAUUGAUUUAAGUUGUUUGCAUUUGUACCGGCAAGGCAAAAUAUUUUUAUUACCUUUUUCUAUUACUUAUUGUAUGAGCUUUUGUUGUUUACUUGGAGGUUUUGUCUUUUACUACAAGUUUGGAACUAUUUAUUAUUGCUUGGUAUUUGUGCUCUGUUUAAAAAACGAGCACUUUUUUUUUAUUAUGGAUAAAAUGUUGAGAUGACAAGAGGUCAUUUCAAUAUGGCUUAGUGAAAUAUUUAUUGUUCCUUUUAUUCUCUGUACAAGGUUUUUGGCCUCUUUUUUCCCUUAAUGUCACAAUGUUGAGUUCAGCAUGUGUCUGCCAUUUCAUUUGUACGCUCGUUCAAAACAAAGUUUGUUCCAGUUUCAAGUUAUAAAAAUAAAUUGGACAUUUAACUUGAUCUCCAAA
Molecule: messenger RNA, 8088 nt
Organism: Ornithorhynchus anatinus (platypus)
Lineage: Eukaryota; Metazoa; Chordata; Mammalia; Monotremata; Ornithorhynchidae
Gene: BCL11B
Product: BAF chromatin remodeling complex subunit BCL11B
Exons: 4
Coding region: 521-3172 (883 amino acids)
Biological process (GO): positive regulation of transcription by RNA polymerase II
Cellular component (GO): nucleus
Molecular function (GO): RNA polymerase II cis-regulatory region sequence-specific DNA binding; DNA-binding transcription factor activity
Source: RefSeq, a predicted model, not a curated record